Messenger RNA from Hyaloscypha bicolor E, 1659 nucleotides. RefSeq lists its product as uncharacterized. The transcript has 3 exons. Lineage: Eukaryota; Fungi; Ascomycota; Leotiomycetes; Helotiales; Hyaloscyphaceae. Bases 1 to 1659 code for a protein of 552 amino acids. The record is from RefSeq and is a predicted model, not a curated record.
AUGCCUUCGAUAGCAUCAAGGCCGAUGGAAAAUAGAGUGCGAGACUCCUUACCGAUUAAAGUUGAUGGCGUGGAUGAACUCAAGCAGCCCUCUAUAUCAACACCGCCUCAAGAUGGAGUUAUCAACAAUAAAGAGGAAACAGCUGCAUCCCGCCUAGUCACCACGAGCCAACGCGAUGAAGAACUUCCUCAAGCGAAAGCUCUCGAGGCGAACUUGGACCCAAUCAGUCAGGAGGCAGAACCUACUGCUACGAUUGAUGACCGAACUAUUGUCCGUCCCCCACUGGAAUCUGGCAAUCGUUCAAAACCUGCGAAAGUUCCAGUAGUCCAAGCAAACCGCCUUUCAAUCGCAGAUGCUCCACCUCCAGUGCAAGCGCGGCAAGCAGUCCAGCAGACACGAAGUAGUCAACAAGUGCAACCUGGCGAGGAAUUUGUUGUAGUCCGAGAGUCCACUCAUCACUCUGGACUUUGGAAUAUGUUAGAGAAGGCUGUCCCGAUCUUGAAACGCAGUAAAACCUUCUAUCGAGCGCGCAAUCUUAAUGUAGAUCCCAACGACAAAGAGACGUUUAAUACAUUACAGGUGGUGGUCAAACACAUGCUCGAUUAUACAAGCGGCAAGGUUUCCGACGAGAGUCUGGAAUUCAUGAUGGGAGGUGUUGCUGGCGAUCCCAUCCAGCCAACAGUGGUCAUCAGAUGCGGAAGUCGGAGUCGCAAAAAAAAGCUUACUAGAAAGUUAAAACUGCGCACUGAUCUUCCCAGCCGUUUCAAGUUUAAGAUACUGAUAGACCCUCCUGUCUUGGGAUCCCUGGGCGUUGGAGCUUCAUCUACCUCGGCAGAAGAAGCACACAGUCUUGUCGAAUUCAGAGUCUUAAGAGUUAGCGAAUGGAGACUUGAGAGCAGAGUUUUUACAACUACUCAGUGGCUUGGAUGGGCAGGACUUUGCGGACAGGUGGGCAGAGCGAAGUAUGGCCGCUGGAUUGAGAAGAAUUCAACCCCAAUCUAUGAAUUCAGCGGCAAGAAUUCCGGGCUAUUUACAAUUGGAGGAGUGCUUUUGGUUCGCAAUAAACUGUACGCUUUAACAACGGCGCAUGCUUUUGUUGCAAAGAAGUCUCUUAAAAAGGCAAAAGGUGCCAGUCAAAAGGGAGAGGGGAAGUCGGAGAAGAAUGAGCCUGCUGAACUUGUCAAUCCACUCAGAAAAAACACAGAAAUCUGGACCACAGGAUUUGCCCCCCUUGGCAGUGUGACAUUAUAUGAGUGGACUGAAAAUGCUGUGAGUGAGAAGCGUACGCAGCCUCUGGCUUUAGGUGAUGAUGCCGAAGCUUCCAAAGACGCAGUUUCUAGCUCGGGCAUGGAUCGGGCUCUGGUAGAGCUCUUAUCAUCAGACGACCUUCUGAAGCGGAAUUUUUUCAACGUUAUCCAACAAGAACUACCAAUAACUGCAAGCAAUGCACCGGUAAACGACGACAGACAGCCCAUCGCUAUUCAAGACUAUAUGAAAAUUGAGCAUUUCGAGGCGCGAGAAGUCGUGGUCUGCGCAGGCGUUAGUGGCCGGGUAACUGGUGUUUUAGACACCGUUCCUACAGUGGUGAUAAUAGGACAAACUGAUUUUAGUGUAAGGUCUAUUAUCGAUUUGAAAAAGCCGCUAGGUGAGCACCUGUAA